AUGGCCACUUUUAAAUUCUGUUCACAAUGUAGUAACUUGUUAUACCCAAGAGAAGAUAAAGACACUCAACGACUUUUAUAUGCAUGUCGUAAUUGCAUUUAUCAGGAAGAAACAAAGAAUUAUUGUGUUUAUAGAAAUGAAAUUUCAAAUGUUAUUAGUGAGAAAACAACGAUAAUUAAAGAUUUGGCUGCUGAUCCAUCUUUGGCAAAAAAAACAUGUUCUCAAUGUGGAUUUACUGUAGCGGUAUACUUUGAAGCACAAUCUCGUCGUACUGACACAAAAAUGACAUUAUAUUAUGCUUGUGGAAAUAUUAAUUGCGGAUAUCGUUGGACAGAUUUUGAUAAUGAUAAUACGGACUUUCAUGCUAUACAGGAUGAAGAAUAUGAUGACCAGGAUUAUUUGGGUAGAGAAGACUAUGAU
Molecule: messenger RNA, 420 nt
Organism: Racocetra persica
Lineage: Eukaryota; Fungi; Glomeromycota; Glomeromycetes; Diversisporales; Gigasporaceae
Source: the annotation of a GenBank genome assembly